Messenger RNA from Bemisia tabaci, 2731 nucleotides. RefSeq names its product JNK-interacting protein Aplip1 (gene Aplip1). Gene Ontology annotation, biological process: regulation of JNK cascade; JNK cascade. Gene Ontology annotation, cellular component: cytoplasm. The record is from RefSeq and is a predicted model, not a curated record. Gene Ontology annotation, molecular function: MAP kinase scaffold activity; JUN kinase binding. NCBI's taxonomy places the organism in Eukaryota, Metazoa, Arthropoda, Insecta, Hemiptera, Aleyrodidae.
CACUAAUCAAUGACCGCGCAACUCAAAUCGAAGACCCUACGCAGAUACGCUGUUUUGAAUGAGCAUGUCAGUCUCUUGCUUUUAUCAGUCUGUCAGUAGGAUGCGAAGCAGAAAAUGGCCGACACGGAAUUCGAGGAGUUCCACUGCAAUAAUUACUUUGAGAAACUCUCGGUUCAGCAACACCCCUUCACGCACCCUUACACGUUAGUGCAUGACGUGAAUUUGGAUGACGACUCCCCUCUUGAGGGCCCCGAGGCCAAGGGGGCCCCCCGAGCAGGGCCACGUCGCCCCCUGGCCACUUCCUCGAGCGAGGAGGACCUGCCAGCCUCCGUUUUCAGCAAACCCGCUCAGAACAGGAACGAGAAGACCGAUAGGAAGGAUAAGGAAGAUUUCGGAAGUUCGCACCCCAAUCACCAUCACCCGGAAAGGAAACGACGCAAGCUACCGCAGAUCCCCACGCAGAAAAAACCAUUUCUGAGCCUGGCGGAGGAGCUAUGCGAGACCCUGUACCCUGAGAUGGUGAUCGGGGAGAAGGAGAAAGGGAUGACGUCACAGGUUCACCCCCGAUCCUUCCUGAUGAUGAAGUGUUUGGAGGAACAGGAUUUCUCCCCGACGGAGCACGACCACGACUCAGGGAUAUCCACCGUCCACUCGCCCGACGGCCCGAAAUCUUCCUCACCCAGUUCCAACAUGUUCCACGAUUCUAUGACCCCUAGUUCGAUGACCAGUUCGAUGAGUCUACCGUUCACCCACCACCAGCUAGAGCUAUUGGAGGCGACACAUCGAGCCCUUCACAAAUUCCUACCCCGACACCACGACGAAAUGGAGAUCGAGAUCGGUGACCCCAUCUACGUCCAGAAAGAAGCUGAGGAUCUUUGGUGUGAGGGCGUGAAUCUGCGAACGGGCCGUCAGGGGAUCUUCCCAUCGGCGUACGCAGUGGAUCUGGAGUACGAGGAGUUCGACUCGGGGUCGGCCGGACCCAAAGUCAAGCGGGAACGCUUCCUUAUCGGCUACCUUGGUUCCCUCGAGACCCUCUGUCACAAGGGCAAUGCCGUCCUCAACCAGGCAGUCAAGAAGAUGACUUCUUCUCAGCAAAAGCCACAGUCCUGCAUCCUUGAGGUCUCCGAUCAGGGGUUAAGGAUGAACGACAAGACCAAACCCUCGCAAAAGAGUAAACAGCUGCCUUGCCACGACUACUUCUACGCGCUGAAGAAUGUCACGUUUUGCGCCUUCCACCCCGAGGACCAUCGCUACAUGUGCUUCAUCACCAAACACCCCCAACUCCAGCGAUUCGCCUGCCACCUCUUCCUGGCCACCGAAUCAACGAGACCAGUCGUCGAAUCAGUUGGUCGAGCGCUCCAGAGGUUUUACGAAAAGUACAUAGAAACUGCAUAUCCAGUAGAAGAAAUUUAUAUUGAAGAUGAGUUUUAAGCUUGGCGACUCUCCUGCUUUGAUAUACCGUACCUAAUGAUGGUCUGUCUGAGCCACUGUGUAUAAAGAGUUUUGCCUGAUUAUAAUUUUUAUCUCUUAAUUUUUAUAUGGUGCUUAAAAAUUGUGAAGUUUUUUUCUGCUGAUUGAGGGAAAAUUUAAUUCAAUUUAUCGAUUAAUAAUUACUUAAAUUGUUUGAAAAUUGAUUACUCGAAUAUAUUUCAUCAAUUUCAGCAAGAAGGCAAAGAAUCGAACCGAUGACGGGAAAUUUUUUUACAAGUGUUAGUUUGAAGAAAACCCUUACAAUCUAAUACUCCUAAAUGAAUGAGCUCUUUUAUCAACAUUUUUCUAAAGUAAAAUUUACUUGAAAAAGUCUUUGAGAAACUACCUACCGUAACUUUAGUUGAGUUUUUUUAUCACCUCUAUUGGAAAAGUCAAAACUGCAACAGAUCUUUCAGUAAUUUUGUCUCUCGAGAAUUUUGCUUUAAAAAUGUUGAAAAAAAAUUCCUUUUCAGUAAAUAUCAACGGUCCCUUUGAAGGCUUCGUUUUCCAAACAAAUCUACAAGUCUUCUUAGUAUCUCCAAAAAUUACCGCCUACUUAGCGUUUUCGAUCUUCGUUUUCCUUUGGGCACAAAUGUGGGUUCCUAUACUCCACCUUACAAGCUGACCUUGUUACCCUGAAUAUAGAAUACUCACUGAAUAGUCUGUAUGAAAUAUUUUCUAAAAAUGCUGCAUGAGAAUAUUCCCUUUCGCAUGAACCUAAAGCAUUAAUCUGAAAUAUUCUCAAAAUAUUAGCUACCGAACAUAUUUGGAAUAUUCGGAAGACCUAUGCCGUUAAAAAUUCAAAGAGCAUUUGGUAAGAAUAUAUUCUGCUGAAAAAUAUUCUGAGAAGAUUUUAAUAAUUUUUAUGGUUCUUUGAAUACUUAAGAGUGCAGCAUUUAUCCGAUGUUUUUCAAAGAACCCUGUCAGAACAUUCUAAAGAAUACCCGCAGAGAGGGUGCAUAGAUAAUUCUUUCUAGGUAUUUGCUGGUGAAUGUUCGGAGCCACGAUAAUGAAUGUUCCACUACAAAUACAUUUCAGGUUGGUUGAUAUCGCAGAAGAGGCUUCAUACAUUGUGUAAAUAAAUACUAUGGGCACACAAUACUCGCUACGCUUAAUAAACCUUAGUCUUGUGCGCUCCUGUAGAAUGUAAAUAAUUUAGCCCCUGGCGGCUAUCUAAGAGAUGUAAAAUAUGUAAAAAUUUACUAAUAAAUCAAGUACCAUAAACUCGUGAAAGAAUAGCUAUUAAAGCAAUCUGGAGAUU